Molecule: messenger RNA, 3038 nt
Organism: Ilex paraguariensis (yerba mate)
Lineage: Eukaryota; Viridiplantae; Streptophyta; Magnoliopsida; Aquifoliales; Aquifoliaceae
Source: the annotation of a GenBank genome assembly
GUAGAGGUUUGAGCUCCGCAUUGUCAAUCCUAUUUUUCUGGGUCGUCUUCCUGAAGUAACUGUUCAAAGUUUUCUACUUUUUUCCUAUUUUUAGCCAUUGAUGGAUCGCCAUUUAGGGUGCACAGGUGCUGGGGUGAUGCAGAAGCCUCCAUCCUUUCAUUCUUCUAUAUGGAGGAGAGCCCCUGCGUUGUCGAACAUGGACUCUCAAAAUCUCUUUGAUGGGUCUUUCUCACAGACAUGAAGAGGUGUGCCAUCAUCUUUUCGGCCCAUUGUUAUCAAGUCUUCUCUUUUCAUCUACGGUUGGGUUCUGCCACAAAUUUUCUUCCAGCCUUGUUGUUUCUUGAAAAUAAUUGUGUUAGAAAGCUGUCCUCGUUUGGCUCAAACAGUGCCAGACCCUUUCCUGAUUAUUCACCAAAGAAACCUAGCAUUAGAGACUCUGAGCUUGUCUAUAACAUCUCCACUGCCAUUAAGCAACGCCGCUCUGAGCCCCUUCGCUGCAUUCUGAAGCCCUUUGAAUCCAGAUUCAGGCCUAACCACCUCAUUUGGGUUCUGAUGGACAUAAAAAAUGAUUACAAACUGGUUUUGGAUUUCUUUGAAUGGUCGUGUUUGCACAGGGACCCAUCUCUAGAAGCCCGUUGUAUUGUUAUUCAAAUCGCGGCUGCUGAAAAGGAUCCAAAGAUGGCUCAUGGACUCAUUCGUGAUUUUUGGAGAAAACCCAGCCUAGAUAUUAGUCUUUCAUUUGCUCAUUUCCUUGAAAAUUUGAUAUACACCUAUAAGGAUUGGGGGUCUAGUCCUUAUGUGUUUGAUAUUUUCUUCCAAGUCCUUAUUGAAGUUGGGAUUCUUGGUGAAGCGAGAAAACUUUUUGAUAAGCUGUUGAACUAUGGGUUGGUUUUAUCUUGUGAUUCCUGUAACUUAUUUCUCUCGCGUCUGUCAAAUAAUCUUGAUGAGCUCAAGAAGCUGUUGAAAGUUUUUGGUGAAUUUUCUGAAGUGGGAGUUUGUUGGAAUACUGCAUCAUAUAAUAUAAUUAUGCACUCUCUUUGUCAAAGAGGGAAAGUGAAAGAAGCUCAUCCUCUGCUUUUGCAAAUGGAGCUGCGGGGCUGUGUUCCUGAUGUUAUAAGUUACAGCACUCUAAUUAAUGGUUAUUGUCAAUCUGGGGAACUUCAAGUAGUGUUGAAGGUUAUAGAAGAAAUGCAAGUAAGAGGAUUGAACCCAAAUGCAUUUACUUUCAACAGCAUAAUCCUUCUUUUGUGUAAGAGUGGUAAAGUAUUGGAUGCUGAGAGGGUGUUAAGGGAGAUGAUCUGUCAGGGAAUAGUUCCUGAUAAUGUAGUUUACACAACUCUCAUUGAUGGUUUUUAUAAAGUUGGGAAUUCUACGGCUGCAUACAGGCUGUUUGAUGAAAUGCGGGGUCAGGAAAUAAGUCCUGAUUUUAUAACAUUUACCACUCUUGUUUGUGGACUUUGUCAAACUGGAAACAUUGCAGAAGCAGAUAAGCUCUUCCAGGAAAUGCUUAACAGAGGGUUGGAACCAGAUGAAGUUACAUAUACAGCACUGAUCGAUGGCUAUUGCAAAGCAGGAAACAUCGUGCAGGCUGUAAAGCUAGUGGAAGAUAUGGAGAUGGCACGGAUCAAUCCCGAUACUUAUACUUACACUACUUUAAUGGAUGCUUAUUGUAAAUAUGGAGAGAUGGUCAAGGCACAUGAACUUCUCCGUGAGAUGUUAGAUAGAGGGCUUCAACCAACUGUUGUUACGUUCAACGUUCUGAUGAAUGGGUUUUGUGUGUUAGGGAUGCUAGAAGGUGGAGAGAGACUCCUAAAAUGGAUGUUGGAGAAGGGAAUAAUGCCUAAUGCCACCUCCUACAAUUCUCUCAUGAAGCAGUACUGCAUCAGAAAUAACAUGCGUGCAACAACAGAGAUUUACAAAGGGAUGUGUGGUCAAGGAGUGUUGCCCAAUGGCAACACCUAUAAUAUACUAAUAAAAGGGCAUUGUAAAGCAAGGAAUAUGAAGGAGGCAUGGUUUUUGCAUAAAGAAAUGUUAGAGAAAGGGUUUAAUCUCACAGCUGAUACCUACAAUGUGCUCAUCAAGGGUUUUAUUAAGAGGAAGAAGCAUUUAGAGGCAAAGAAUCUGUUCAAAGAGAUGAGGGAUGAGGGCUUGAUUGCUGAUAGAGAAUUAUAUUACAUUUUCAUUGAUAUGACCUUUGACGAAGGGAACACCGAUAUGACUCUUGAGCUUUGUGAUGAAGCAAUAGAGAAGUGUCUCGUGGAUGGACCAAUAAUGGGAACUGAUGACUAUAAUUUCAACAUGUGAUGAGAUAUUUGUGGGCAGAAAGUUUCAGUUUUCUUUAAUUGCACUCCGAAGUUGAAAUCCUCGUAGUAACGGACGUAGCAUCCUAAAACCAAGCACAAUGGGGAAAACAGAUGGAGCAAUGAACAUGGCUCAUAUUGAGCGGUUACCUGGAAAGUAGCACAAAGUUUUUUUCAAUGAAUUCAGGUGUUGCAGAUGUGGAGUAGCUCAAUGCGAAAGCAGAUGAAAUCGUUAAUUGAGCACAAUUAACCCGAGGCCAAGAAUGCCAACAGAUGUGUUGCAAAAUAUUAUGGAAUGAGAAACAACCCUUUACAAGGAAAAAUGAAUUACCGAAGUUGGAGUUAUGGAUGACCCAAUUUGGUUCAGCCAAAUGAAAUGCGGAUUAAAUGCGAUCCUGUCACAUUCUUAUUACCAGAAGCGAUUACCAUUAGCUAUACAUGAACUUGAAAAUUCAGUUGUUAGCAGUUUAUUCCAAGUUUACAUUGUUUAUAGCUAUGAUAUGUAUAUAUGCACACGUAUAUAGAUUCCAUCAUUCAUGUUCCAUAUGAAUGAGGUGGGUUGAAAGAUUGUUUAUGUUCUAUUCUGAUAAUGAGAGCUGGAUUCAGAAAGUUUCAAAAUUUCUGAUGCUGGGCAGAUUGAAUCAUUCUUCUCAAUCAGAUCAGAGGGGAACAGAACGGCUUUUUAAGAGACAGGUGAGUGGUUUGUCAAGCUGAAUAGUUAGGUUAGUCUAUUGUCAA